AUGGAAGAAACCAAGAAAAGUCAGUCAGCGACAGUCGAAGAUCUAAGAACCAAAGGCAAUGAAUGCGUUAAAGAUGGAAAAUUCAUUGAGGCUGUUUUGCAUUACACACAAGCUAUCAAAAUGGACCCUAAUAAUUAUCUUUUAUACAGCAACAGAUCAUUUGCAUUUUUAAAAUUAGAUCAACACUAUCUAGCACUGCAAGAUGCUAAUGAGACUGUCAGGAUACAACCUCAAUGGGCAAAGGGUUAUUUUCGUCGUGCAGAGGUAGAAGCAGCUAGUGAGCUAUUUGAUGAAGCUUUAAUAUCUUACACAAGAGCCCUGCAGCUUGACCCACAUAAUGUCAAAGUAAUGGAGUCUAUUAAAAGCAUCACAGAUACACAAAAGAAGAAAAUCAGAGAUAACCAAAACAUCAUUUGGAUCUGUACCUGUUUGGGGCUAGCUCUAGGAAUUGCUGUUGUUGUACUAGAUUACACUUUAACUACAAAUCCUACCUUAGAGAACCCAUUCAGCAUGACAUCAUUUUCGUUCGCGCUGGCAGGACUCGGUUGGGCAGUAGGUAAGACCGUGACAUUGAUGGGUUCCUGGAGUGCAGGGAAAUCAUUGCAACCACCAGAUGACUUAGGUACGAAUAACAGCAGUAAAGAGAAAGAUGCAUCAGCGGCUGAGAAGAAAACAAAGUACAGUAAGGCACAGGCGAGACAAAGAUAUAAGCAAGGAAAAAUUUAG
This is a messenger RNA of Arctia plantaginis, 726 nucleotides long. Lineage: Eukaryota; Metazoa; Arthropoda; Insecta; Lepidoptera; Erebidae. The record is from the annotation of a GenBank genome assembly.